CGUGGUCGCGUCGCGUAGACGCCGGCGAUCGUGAGCGGGCGAUCGGAUGUGAGAUCGCGGGCGCUUCCCCGUGUGGCGGCGUUCACUGCUUGAGUUGCAUUGCUUCAGCCCCCCCCAGCAGCAGUCAAACGUGUCAGUAGAAGGCAAUCAAGUAGGAGGCCCAGUUCACUAUUGUAUUAACCAAGAUGACAGCUCUCCGUCGCAUCCAGAAGGAACUGACCGAUGUCAGGAACAGACCAGUCGAUGGGCUCACUGUCGAGCCAGAUGAAGACAACCUAUACGUAUGGAGAUGCGCGGUGAAGGCAUCGUCGGACAGUCCUUACAAAGGCGGCACAUUCCGCUUUACCCUCACGCUGCCGGAGAACUUCCCAUUCAAGGCUCCUACGGUCGUGUUCUCAACGAAGAUCUAUCAUCCAGGUAUCAACGAAGAGGGACACAUCUGUGUUCCAGUCCUCCGCGAUCAGUGGAAGCCUACCGUAACUCUGUCUUCAGUUCUGGCCAUCAUCCAGGAGAAGGUCAAUAAUCCAAGCCCGGAUGACCCGUUCGAACCUGAGAUCGCUGCUCAAUUGAAGAAUGAUCACGCGAAGUUCCUUGCGACAGCGAAGGAGUGGACGAAGAAGUAUGCAACGGCGUGAACGUCCAAGAAGCGAAGCCCUCUAGAAUUGAAUAUGUCCGCAAGAAAUUGGCCCUGAGCUCAGGUUGUACUACUAGCAGUGUUGUGAUAUCAUAUCCGUUCGAAAGCGUUGAAUACUAGUAGACCGUUCGUCUCCCGGUCGCGGUGUAGUACUUCAGUGAACCUGUCCGACGCCCAAUCGGCGUCGCUAGUCCACUCCAUAUUGGAAGUGUGGAUGAAACUCGUCUCCCAGACAAUGGUCGACACUCGGGCUCCUGUACCACCCACGAUGCAUUGAUACAUGAUGGAUAGCUGAGAUGCCGUACCUACAGGUACAGUAGCCGUGAAAUCCAGGAGUUCAGUAGGUUCUCAGCCACUGCAGACGAUGUACC
Messenger RNA from Rhodofomes roseus, 1005 nucleotides. Its product is annotated as ubiquitin-conjugating enzyme. The coding region runs from base 186 to 635 and encodes 149 amino acids. The transcript is spliced from 11 exons. The record is from RefSeq and is a predicted model, not a curated record. NCBI's taxonomy places the organism in Eukaryota, Fungi, Basidiomycota, Agaricomycetes, Polyporales, Fomitopsidaceae.